AUGCCUCGACUUGAGGGUACGUCCAAGCUCAGACUCGAACCACUUCUCAGCUACUUACGCUUGUUAGGGGAUGACGGCUCCGACAUCGACGACGUCUACGAAGAUGCAGGAAUCGACGUGGACACCGAAGUAAAAGAACAACUCAAUGGCGAAUUGGAGGACAAGCUUGACGAGGAUGGAGAUUUAGCGCCCAGUCAAGCGAAAGACGACGGCGGUGACCAGGCGACCACGGCCAAAGCACACGAAGGUGAUGAAGAAGACGAGGACGAGGAAGAUGAAGAUGGGGAGGAAUACAAUGUCGAAUCAAUCCGGGACCACAAGUGGGUCAAGGGAGAGCUGCUUUACUUCAUCAAAUGGCAAGGCUAUCCGGCUUCGCAAAACACGUGGGAACCUGAAGAACAUCUUCUGCCACAUUCGCGUCUAAUCCUUGCGGCAUACCACAAAAAGAUUGGGGGUGCACCACAGGCACCUAUGAAGAGGGGCAAAUCAAAACAGAGCCUACGGGAAACGGCCUCUUCUGAAGAUCUUCCAGCACCCAAGCGUCAGAAGCGCAAUGGCGCGAAAGAUGUGAAAGAGACUGAACCAGACCUGUCCUGGUUGCCCAAGGGUGAUCACUGGGAGGACCAAGUCGCCAAGGUUGAGACGAUUGAGCGCGACGAAGAGACCAGACAGCUACUAGCAUACAUCCUAUUCAAGAACGGCAAACGGUCCAAGAUCAGCAUGGACAUGGUCUACAAAUACUGUCCCAGACCUAUGCUCAGGUUCUACGAGGAGCAUUUGAAGUUCAAGUGA
Molecule: messenger RNA, 792 nt
Organism: Cladophialophora carrionii CBS 160.54
Lineage: Eukaryota; Fungi; Ascomycota; Eurotiomycetes; Chaetothyriales; Herpotrichiellaceae
Exons: 2
Coding region: 1-792 (263 amino acids)
Biological process (GO): negative regulation of transcription by RNA polymerase II; chromatin organization
Cellular component (GO): pericentric heterochromatin; nucleus
Molecular function (GO): chromatin binding
Source: RefSeq, a predicted model, not a curated record